AUGUUCGGCAUGAAUUACAAAGAUCCACCUGAUCCAGCUAACAAAAAUCUAUACGAAGAUGAUCUGGAAGCUGAUAUUGGAGCUAAACGAAGAGGAAGAAGAGCUGUGCACAAGGAAUUUUCUCCUUACUCAGCGAUUAAACCACUGCGAUCGAAAGAAAAAAUGGAAGCUACAGCUAAUCGAUUAAGGGAAGAAAAGAAAUAUCUGAAUUCGAAAUCAAUUGCUGAUGGAUCCAAAGUAGUUCUUCGAGCUGGAAUACGUGAAGUAAUCAAGUCGAAUUAUGGGAAAGAAAACAAUGAUCCGCAAUUUAUAAAAUCGGAACUGGAUGCGUUUGAUAAGGUGAUUGCCGAACAGAAAAGAAUGGAAGAAGAAAAAGGAUUUGUGUUGCUCCAAGUAACUUCAGAUAUGGUUAAAGGAUUCAAUUCUUCUAAGAAUUCGGUGGUUGGGUUAUCUCCUUCGCCUCCUGUAAUUCAAGCGAGCAUGGAAACGAAUGCUGGCACUGUAACUGGGUCAAACAUUGGAAUUUCAAUUGGAACGAAGAUUGACAAAGGAAAUUUAGUUGAUGAGUCGAAAUAUACCAAGGGCUUCAUUGCUUCGAAGAUAAUGAAGGCUGGUUCGUCUUCUUCAGGCCCUGGUUCCAUAAUUGAAACAAAUGAUGGGAAGGGCAUUUUGGGAAAAUUCCCUGUUUCGCAAGAUGUUCCAGUUAUAACAGGUAAUCCUUUGGUCUUUGAAGCUAAUCCUAUUGCUCCAAUUAGUUGUCUUACUAAUUGUAAUGAUGAAGAUAUGAAAGAUUCUAUUAAUGAGAAUGGGAAUUUGGAAGUUGAUCCUGGAAAUAAUAUGAAGAAGGAGCAGGGAGCUAAUUUUUUGAACAUGGAUUUUACCAAACCUGUUAUAUCCCCUGCAGCUAAAUUGGUUAGUGAUUACAAUAAAAAAUCUUAUGCUCGUAUGGUUGAAUCAACAAUUACUGCAGUGGAUCUUAAUAUUAAAGUAAUUCCAAAAGUUGAUGGGAAACCUAGUGGGAAAGUUGAGUUACCUUAUGCAGAUUUAAUGUUGGGUGGUGCUCCUUAUCAUGCUACUUUGUAUGGAUUUUUUGUGGGGAAAAAGCUUGCUUUCCCAACAGUUAAUCAUUUUUCUUUUAAGAUGUGGAAGAUGUAUGGGCUGAAGGAUAUAAUGGUGAAUGAUGAGGGAUUUUUUUUCUUCAAGUUUGAUUCAAAAGAAGGAAUGAUGAGUGUGCUGGAGGGAGGUCCAUGGUUGAUUAACAAUGUCCCAAUGUUUGUUCAAAGAUGGAGGCCAGGUCUAGUUUUGAGUAAACCGCAAAUUAAUUCAGUUCCUGUAUGGGUUAAAGUGUUUAAUGUUCCUUUGGAGUAUUGGAACAGCAAAGGAAUUACGUUGAUUGCAAAUGAGAUUGGGAAACCAAUUGCUAUGGAUAAAAUCACUCAAAAAAUGUGUAAUGAGCACUGGGGAAGGCCAGCUUUCAUGCGAUUUCUUGUGGAAAUGUCAGCAGAAUCGGAAUGGAUGAAAGAAUUAAGUGUUGUAUCAAUAGAUUUUGGGACAGGAGAGAAAGUUGAAUCAAAGUGCAGGAUAGAGUAUGCAUGGAGACCUGAUAUUUGUAGUCAUUGCAAAAUUUACGGGCAUAAAAAUAACAAUUGUGGGAUUCUAAAUGGAAAAAAGAAUAAUGAUGUUACUGAUGUUGCUGUUGACAGAGAAGAAAAGGAGAGAAAAGAGAAAGUGGAUGAUGAUGGGUUCAUAUUAGUAACAAAGAAAAACAAUAAAGGGCAGAAAUUCAAUACCGGAGUGGUUAUUAAUGAAGAAGGGAAGGUGGAUUUAAUAAAAUCUUUGGAGAAAAACACCAAGCCUGUUUUUGAUGGAAUGGUUGUUAGCAAUAAUGAUGAAAGUCUUAAGGAUGAGGAUGGGAAAGAGAAAGGGGUAUUUCAGUCAAAAGAUGAUAAAAGUGGGAGAAAGAAUGGGACAGGGGUGUUCAUUCCAAAAGAGAAAUUAGGAACAAGAGUGAAGAAUGUAAUUGAAAACUUUAAUGCUAAAAAAGAUGGAAUACAGGGGAAAAGAGAAGAAAAUCAGAAAAAAGUGUAUGUUCCUAAGAAGCAAGUGGAGUUAAAAGUGAGUUCUAAUUUUGAUAAUUUAGGUUCUACGUCAGGAAAAAUUGAUCAAGAUGAAAUUACAACACAAAACCCAUUUGAUGUUCUUGCUGAUUUGGGUUUAAGAGAUAUGUCUUAUCUUGAUGAGAUGGAUUCGGAGAUUUUAACUGGAGGUGGCCAGGAGAUAAGCACCGAAAAUAAAAUUGGUGAUUAA
This is a messenger RNA of Lactuca saligna, 2307 nucleotides long. Lineage: Eukaryota; Viridiplantae; Streptophyta; Magnoliopsida; Asterales; Asteraceae. The record is from the annotation of a GenBank genome assembly.